AAGAUGGAUAGGCUAGUACGAUCAGCUGUCAAGGAUCAGGGUAGUCAGGAUGCAAAGAAGAUUCAUCGAUCGCUUCACCACCUAUCUGUUCAAAAUGAGCUACUCGAGCAUGAGAUAGAUGGGAUUAAGCAGGUACUAGCAACAAAAAAGAAGCGUAAGAAUAAGGGUAAAGCUCUAGAUCUAUAA
Molecule: messenger RNA, 186 nt
Organism: Paraphaeosphaeria sporulosa
Lineage: Eukaryota; Fungi; Ascomycota; Dothideomycetes; Pleosporales; Didymosphaeriaceae
Exons: 1
Source: RefSeq, a predicted model, not a curated record